Molecule: messenger RNA, 1776 nt
Organism: Drosophila erecta
Lineage: Eukaryota; Metazoa; Arthropoda; Insecta; Diptera; Drosophilidae
Product: insulin-like growth factor-binding protein complex acid labile subunit
Exons: 3
Coding region: 21-1667 (548 amino acids)
Cellular component (GO): extracellular matrix
Molecular function (GO): protein binding
Source: RefSeq, a predicted model, not a curated record
GUGGAGGUUUGUCUCACGCGAUGUACCUACUACCAGGUAGUCUCCUUCUGCUGAUCUUUAGCUUCAGCGCGAUGAUAAGUUGCCUGCAGUUGAGCAAGUGCAACAACACUGAGGUGACUUUGAUACGGAAUACGGAGCACUUGACGCAACUCGCCUUGAGCAACUGCACCCUGCCGCAUCUGGCAAAUGCCUUUUUUGUGCGGUUUGAGCAUCUGCUUCAUCUGGAACUGCAGCACAGUGGUCUAAGUGAUUUGGAUGAUUUUGCGCUGAAUGGUUUGACCAAGCUACAAUACCUUUCCCUGUCCCACAACAAUUUGAGCAGUCUGAGAUCCUGGUCCAGUGACCCCUUGGGAGCAUUAACCAAUUUGGAUCUGGGCCACAACGUAUUAUGCAAGCUGAGGUCCAAUAGCUUUGGAAUAUAUCCCCAGCUGCAACAGCUCGACUUGCGUUACAACCAGAUCUCUCAAAUCGAGGAGGACUCCUUUGAUGGAUUAUCUCAUUUAAAGCAUCUUUAUCUGAACGGAAACCAAUUGGCGCAUAUAGAUGGUAGUUUCUUUGGGGGUCUCCAUCGCCUCUCCAGCUUAUCACUUCAGCAUAACCGCAUUGAGGGCAUAGAGAUGGAUUCCUUUGAGAGUAAUACCCAUCUUCGGAGUCUACGAGUGGACCAAAAUCUCCUGAGCAGCCUUCAGUUUCUCAGCCAACGAGGACUGGCUCGACUGGUUCACUUGAAUCUGUCGAAUAAUGUGGUACAACAGCUGGAGCCAUCGGUAUUUUCCAAAAACUUCGAACUGCAGGACCUGGACUUGAGUUAUAAUAACAUCACUAAGCUCAACAAGGAAUCAUUAUCGGGAUUGGACUCAUUGGAGCGAUUCAACAUAAGUCACAACUAUGUGGAUGAAAUAUACGUCGAAAGCCUGGACUCCCUAGUCGCUCUUCUUCAAGUAGAUAUCAGCUUUAACCGACUGACCACACUGCCAGAUACUUUAUUUCAUGUUAACACUCAACUGGAAGAGAUUGUCCUUGCAAACAACAGAAUAGGGGAGAUUUCUUCUCAGAUGAUGCUUAAUCAAAAUCAUCUAAGAUACAUUAAGUUGUCGGGAAAUGCACUCAGUGAUGCCGCUUUUCUGCAAAGGCUUUCUCCGUCAGUCAAUCGACUUUCCCUCUACGUGGAUCUCAGUUCAAAUCGCAUCAAAUCAGUGAACCUCAGCAGUCUUCUUCAUUUUCGUUAUGUAAACUUAGCGGAUAAUAACUGGAGCUGCGAUUGGUUGGUGGCUAACUUGGUGCGUAAGCUACCAACGUCCGUUAACUUCGCCCGUCCCUGGACAGUAAUUAAUAAUUGGAGUGAAAAUACCACCAAAAUCAGGGGCAUAGACUGCAUUGAAGGCGGCAGUAAUCGAUCCAUAAUAUUGCUGGAUGUGAGUGGAGUGCCGCAACAAAAACCAGACCAUUGCGAUUGCGGGGUGGCCUAUGAUGAGACCAAUCCUUCGCCUCCACCUCUCACCUGGCCCAAGAUUCCCACAGAUCGCUUUGAUUCACGAUCGGUGAUCAUCUGGAUGCUGGUGGCCAUUGCCAUGGCUUUUGCAGGACUCCGGUGGUUGCGACGAUUCGUGGAUCGCAAUGAGAAACGUAAACUGGGCCAAAAGAUGCUGCAAAAUGUGGUUUGUUAACAAAUUGUAAAUGUUUGACCCCUUUAAAGUGAGCUUUAAUCACUGAUCCAAACAGAAUCUUUAAAAAAGCUAUUAAAUUGUUAGGCAAUUAGCUAAUGUUAUAAUUAAA